Messenger RNA from Penicillium oxalicum, 3051 nucleotides. RefSeq names its product putative glucan endo-1,3-beta-glucosidase. NCBI's taxonomy places the organism in Eukaryota, Fungi, Ascomycota, Eurotiomycetes, Eurotiales, Aspergillaceae. The record is from RefSeq and is a predicted model, not a curated record. The coding region runs from base 1 to 3051 and encodes 1016 amino acids. The transcript is spliced from 2 exons.
AUGGCCAAAUUUCAAGGAUCGAUCGUCAUGCUGGUGGCACAUUUCCUUCUCCUGCUGGGUCUCUCAGCAUCCCUCGUCAACGCCAUCCCCGUGGCGUCCUCAACAAGUGACCUCGAUGUGUCUGUCUCAAAGCGUGCGGGCUCGGGAUAUUGGGUGGGCGACAUCAAGCGACAAGGGACUGUUCCAUUUGCAAAGUCCGCCGACUACAAGAUCUUCAGAAAUGUCAAGGAUUUUGGCGCCAAAGGUGACGGAUCCACAGACGACACGGUUGCGAUCAACGAGGCCAUCUCAUCCGGAGGACGUUGUGGCAAAGGCUGCGAUUCGUCCACCAUCACGCCUGCUCUGGUUUAUUUCCCCCCAGGAACGUACGUUGUGUCUAAGCCUAUCAUCCAGUACUACUACACCCAAAUCGUGGGUGAUGCAGUGGAUCUGCCCGUCAUCAAGGCUGCAGCCUCAUUCACUGGCAUGGCUGUCAUCGACUCCGAUCCGUAUGAAGACGACGGCGCUAGCUGGUACACCAACCAAAACAACUUCUUCCGUGCCAUCCGCAACCUCGUCAUCGACCUCAGGGGGAUGCCUUCAAGUGCGGGUGCCGGUAUUCAUUGGCAGGUCGGCCAGGCCACAAGUUUGCAAAACAUUCGAUUCGAAAUGAUCAAGGGCGGUGGAUCCGCCAACAAACAGCAAGGUAUCUUCAUGGACAACGGCUCAGGUGGUUUCAUGUCCGAUCUUACUUUCAACGGUGGCAACUACGGUAUGUUCUUGGGUAACCAGCAGUUCACGACUCGUAACCUGGUCUUCAACGGUUGUCAGACCGCCAUCUUCAUGAAUUGGAACUGGGCUUGGACCUUUAAAUCACUCAGCAUCAACGACUGCCAAGUUGGUUUGAACAUGUCAAACUCCCCGUCAAAUCAAACCGUCGGAUCCGUCAUGAUGCUGGACAGCAAAUUCAAGAACACACCCACGGGAAUUGUCACCGCUUGGACUCAGAAGAGCAUUCCUGUGGGCGGAGGCACCCUCGUUCUCGACAAUGUUGACUUUUCUGGCUCCCAAGUUGCCGUGGCUGGUCACACAGGCAACACCAUUUUGGCUGGUGGUACUGUAGUCGAGAGCUGGGUGCAGGGAAAUACUCAUUCCCCUUCAACUGGUGUUCAGAAGCGGGCUUUGAGCGCUGAAACCACCAGCAAUGAUAACAACGAUGUUAGCAACAACAAAGGUCCAGAAGCCAGUCACAUUGAUGGCCCUGUGACUGCCGCCAAUAACAGCGCCGAAACGGUGACAAUAGUCCAAACUGUGGUUGAGACUGUCACGGCUUGUCCUAAUAAUCCCAGUGUCGGCACUUUGGCUCCUCGCCCUGUCGGGAGCUCUAGCGCAUCGUCUAUUCCUUUCUUCCCUUCGGAUGCAGGCUCGGGCGAUCGCAUUGGACCGAUUACGUCUCUUCCUGGUCCAGCGGCUUCUGGUGUUCCGGGGAUUGUCAACGGCUUGCUUUCGGUGCUCACUGGAGUUGCGGGUGGAUCAGGCGCUGUUCCUCUUCCCACUGGUCUUCCUCCCAUCGCCAGUCCUGUCUCCGAUUUACCGUCGCCUGAGCCAACUGAGUCAUCUCCGGCUGAUGAACCUUUGGAGCCCGAGUCUACUGCAGGAAUUUCGGGUGCCAGUCAAGCCAUGUCCAUUCCUGAGUACUCUUCCAACCCUGUCGCAACAAACCAAGCUUCGCCAACUGUCCCGGUUCCCGAUGCCAGUCAGCCCACUGCUACCCCCAGCAGCUCCAACGUGGUCAUUUCCCAAGGAACCAACUCGGGGUCUUGCAAGCAAGACAAUGCACAGGUGCUCACUGCCGCGCGUACCCAGGGAAACAUGAAAGUCAGCGCGAAACCCAGUGAUCUCCUGGUUGGCGGAGCCGUCUUUGAGCGAUCCAAGCCACUUUAUGAGUCGGUUCCUGCAUCCUCCUUCGUCAGCGUCAAGUCAGCUGGUGCCAAAGGUGACGGGGUCACUGAUGACACUGCUGCGCUCCAAAAGAUCCUCGAUAGCGCUACGAGCGACCAGAUCGUGUACUUCGACCACGGUGCCUAUGUCAUCACUUCCACGCUGAACGUUCCCAAAAACAUCAAGAUGACGGGUGAAAUCUGGCCUAUGAUCAUGGCGCAUGGGCCCAACUUCCAAGACGAGCAGAACCCCAUUCCAGCUGUCCAAAUUGGUCAGAAAGGCGAUGUUGGAUCCGUCGAAAUGAGCGACCUGAUCAUUACUACCAAGGGUGCCGCUCCAGGCGCGAUUCUCAUGGAGUGGAACGUGGCUGCUGCCUCACAGGGAUCAACUGGUAUGUGGGAUGUCCACAUCCGUAUCGGCGGUGCUGCUGGUACUGGUCUUCAGAGUGACACCUGCCCCAAGACGCCGCAGGCGCAAACUACCCCGAAGCCGGAGUGUAUCGCUGCGUUCAUGCUCCUUCACAUCACCGAGAAGGCCAGUGCCUACAUUGAGAAUGCUUGGAUGUGGACGGCAGACCAUGAGCUUGAUCUGCCCGAUUUCUCUCAGAUCAAUGUCUACACGGGUCGAGGUGUGUUGGUUGAGUCCCAAGGGCCUGUUUGGCUCUGGGGCACCGCGUCCGAGCACCAUCAGCUCUACAAUUACCAGGUGACGAACGCGGCGAAUGUGUUCAUGGGCUUGAUUCAAACGGAGACUCCUUACUACCAGUCCAACCCUACGUCAUUGGUGCCCUUCACCCCCCAGAAGUCUUGGAAUGACCCCGAUUUCUCGAAUUGUACUACUGCCUCCUGCAAGAAAUCGUGGGGUCUCCGUGUUGUGAACACGUCCGACUUGUUCAUUUACGGUGCCGGUCUGUACAGUUUCUUUGAGAACUAUGCUCAGAGCUGCCUGAAUACGGAGGACUGCCAGGAGAAUAUGGUAGAGAUUGACUGCUCCAAGGUCCACAUCUAUGGCCUCAACACCAAGGCAGCCGUGAAUAUGGUGACUUCCUCGUCUGGCCAGGGCCUUGUCCAACAGCAGCCGAAUCGGAGCAACUUUUGCUCGACCAUCGGACUGUUUGAACAGACUGAUUAA